Alosa sapidissima (American shad) is the source of this 2758-nucleotide messenger RNA. Its product is annotated as isoaspartyl peptidase/L-asparaginase. The coding region runs from base 102 to 1028 and encodes 308 amino acids. The transcript is spliced from 7 exons. Gene Ontology annotation, molecular function: asparaginase activity. The record is from RefSeq and is a predicted model, not a curated record. NCBI's taxonomy places the organism in Eukaryota, Metazoa, Chordata, Actinopteri, Clupeiformes, Clupeidae.
CGUAAGAUUGUGUUUCUUAGUACAGCAUAGUCGAGCUGACACUGUCUCAUAAGAACUUGGUGUAACACGAUUGAAAAGUGUACGGACCAGAAUACUUGGAAAUGAAGCCAGUCAUUGUAGUGCACGGUGGCGCCUGGGCUAUUCCAGAUGAGCUGUCCAAAGGAAGCGUGGAUGGGGUGAAGAGCGCAGCUAGGGCUGGCUUUGUGCUCCUGCAGACGGGGGCCUCGGCCCUGGACGCAGUGGAGACAGCAGUGAGGGCUUUAGAGGAUAACCCAGUGUUUGAUGCAGGUCACGGAUCCGUGCAGAAUACAGCGGGAGAGGUGGAGCUGGACGCCAUAAUAAUGGACGGAAGCACCCUGGCCUCUGGCGCCGUGUCCUCUGUGAGAAACAUCGCCAACCCCGUCACGCUGGCCCGCGCUGUGAUGGAACAGACAGACCAUGCCAUGCUGACGGACCGGGGUGCUAACCUGUUUGCUGAGAGGAUAGGCCUCCUGACCGUCCCCACCGACACUUUGGUGACCGAGACAGAGAGAAGAGAGUGGGAGAGGCAAAAGAACUAUGAUGUUGGAGUGAAGGAACUUUUCAACAAGCAAUGGGCCCAUGAUACGGUUGGUGCAGUGGCUUUGGAUUCCAAUGGUAAUGUUGCCUGUGCGACAUCAACUGGUGGAAUUAGACACAAAAUGGUGGGCAGAGUUGGAGAUUCUCCCAUUAUAGGGUCAGGGGCCUACGCUGACAACCAGAGUGGUGCAGUAUCGUGCACUGGCCAUGGAGAGUCCAUUUUGAAAGUCACGUUGGCCAGACUCGUUCUCUUCCACAUUGAACAAGGCAAGGCGGUGUCUGAGGCAGUGGAGAAGGCUCUUCAGUACAUGGGCGAGCGAGUCCAAGGUGGAGGGGGUGCCAUCGCUUUGUGUCCCUCUGGGAAAUGGGCAGCGAAGUUCACCACAGAGCGGAUGGCCUGGGCGUGUGUGGACGCGGAGGCUUUGCACUACGGCCUGAAUCCACGGGAGGAGUUCAAGGAGACCGUCUGAAGGACAUCAGUGGAGGCCCCUGGUCAUCCUAACACCACUGGACCUAAAGCUACUAAACUGUCUCUUGGAAUGUUAAGAUUUCAAGUCCUGUGUUUUGUUCCGGUGAUCUAUAAGACUGUGGAGAUACUAUACUGCAUUGUGUUUUGUGAUUGUGAGUUUUGCAUUGACUUUGCAAAACAAAGGUAUAAGGGACCCCUGCUGGAUGAUUUGCAUGUAUUUUUUUCAUUAUUUCAUUUUAUUUACAUUUCUGAUUAACUGAUCGCGUAUGAGGUAUGUAGCCUAACAUGAAUAGAUUUCUUUUGAUAACAAAGUUAUCCAAAUGCACUUAAAUGAAUUGCUGGUGAAUUGAUCAUGAAUUUGGCUUCUCUGUUCCAAUGAAAUAUAAUAUUUUUCAAGCAUCACUGUAACUGAACAUAUUAUCAGCAUAUUACUGAGCAAGUGUUUCUGUGGAAAAUGUAUUUUACUUCUGUCAGUGAUAAAGCAAAGCUGAGAAUGUGGGUAAAACUGAAAACAACUUAUUGAGCUGCUUUUCUGAACAAAGUAUUUGUGAAGUUAUCCAAAACAGAGCAAAAAUAACUAUUGUAUGUUUGUAUAGUGCAUAGCCUACUCAUUGUUUUUUAUAGUUAGUUGCUCUUUGAUAAAAAGAAAAAGGGUUUCUUAAAUGAUGACUUCUAAGGUUAUGUUUAAGUUUAUGGUAUUUAGCAGAUGCUUUUGUCCAAAGCGACUAAGCAUUGACAAAUUGCCAGCUUUGAAUUAACCAUUAAACGAAUUAACGAUUCACUCUCCACCUUAUCAAAAUAGGAUUUAGAUAGAUUUUUUUUUUCAAGAUAAAAAACAAGAGGUUUCAUCAGGGUCAAAGGUUAAAGGCUCCUAUACAGUAGUAGAUCAUAUGUUCAGAUGAUGUUCACUUACAUUCCUGCUGGACAGAUAAUAAUAGUUAAAGGUGCAGGCGGCAAUUGUACGCAAUUUCAACCCCAUAACUUUUUUUUCUCACAUUCAGCAAUCAUCUCCUCACGACCCACUAGCUGCCCAUUCCGUGAAUACACUGUAAAAACAAAGGUCUCUGUAGGCAACCCAGGCUCUGAAAACUGGAAACAAAGUGGGUGCAGCCUGUCCCCCAAACAAAAACAAAACCCUGUGUGGAGUUUCUCUGGAAAUACAGAAGGGAGGGGUGCUACCUCCCUGGUGUAUUUUGUGUGGUCCUUGGUUAAAAUAUAAUGUACGUUGUUGGAAAAAAAGCAUCUGUAAAAUUAAAUAUAAACAUAAACAAAUGUGACUUCCUAGGCAAUCAGUGACUGCACCUUAAAGGAAAACAGAUUUAAUGCUCAUAUUACAGAGCCCACCAAAAGCUUUAUUUGUUUUAUUUCAUUUCAGAUUACACAAUAUAUGGUGUUCUCGCAUCUGAAGGCCAGCAGAUCAAAUGGUACAGUUUGUUAAAGUGCCAGGAUAAGUGGCUUUUGUUGCAUUAGGGAACGUAACUGGUCUUACAACAACAUUUUGUCUUCUUUUAAUUCAAACCUUCAAUUAUUAUAUAAACUUCAGAUACAGUCAGAUACAUUUUUUUAAUCUUUUGGAUCAAACAGCUAGCCUAUAAUAAACAGAAUCCAUUGCAAAUCUGAUGAGAAGGUUCUGUUGAAAAUCAAAGUAAAACCGCUCUCACAAAACAAUUGUAUGACCUAAUUUUACAUGAAAGAAUGCACUGUAUUGAAGUCAAACUAGAUGUACCGCAU